Molecule: messenger RNA, 644 nt
Organism: Perognathus longimembris pacificus (Pacific pocket mouse)
Lineage: Eukaryota; Metazoa; Chordata; Mammalia; Rodentia; Heteromyidae
Gene: Tmem14c
Product: transmembrane protein 14C
Exons: 6
Coding region: 176-520 (114 amino acids)
Biological process (GO): regulation of heme biosynthetic process
Cellular component (GO): mitochondrial membrane
Source: RefSeq, a predicted model, not a curated record
CCUGGCUUUGUGGUUUCUGCGCUGUGCUCCGCCCGCCCGCCGCCCGCCCGCCCACGACCUUCCCGAGAGAAGCUUGGGUACAGUGAAGAAGACAGGUUUCCAGAGGGCUUGAGUUUGACCUUGGACCCACUUUCUUACUGAACCUUCAGGCCUGGUGUCUCCUGACUGUACAGCAAUGCAGAAAGACACAGGCUCUCUAGUGCCUUUCCAUUAUGUUGGCUUUGGCUAUGCAGCACUGGUUGCGACUGGGGGCAUCGUGGGCUAUGUGAAAGCAGGUAGUGUGCCGUCUCUGGUUGCUGGACUCUUCUUCGGGGGCUUAGCGGGCCUGGGUGCUUACCAGUUGUCUCAGGAUCCCAGGAACGUGUGGGUUUUUCUAGCUACGUCUGGGACCUUGGCUGGCAUCAUGGGAAUGCGAUUCUACAACUCAGGGAAAUUUAUGCCUGCUGGUUUAAUCGCAGGUGCCAGUUUGCUGAUGGUUGCCAAACUUGGAAUGAAUAUGUUGACUAAACCCCAUCCAUAAUAAUCACAUCCCAGCUCGGCCUCAGGAAGAAUUAAAACUGUCCACACUUCCACCGUUUUCAACGUAUUAGGAGACAGAAGUGCAGCACACAUAUUUUGAUAUUUUACCUUUUAUGCAAAACACA